UUCCUUCCCCACUCCCCUUCUUAUAAAAAACUCUACCCUCUUUCUCUCUCCUCAACAACCAACACAUUCUCUCUCUACUCUCUCUAUCCUCCAUUUGAAAUGGCAAAAACUCAGAACGAGCUGUGUGUGAGCAUACCAAGCUACUUCCGAUGCCCAAUCUCACUCGAACUCAUGAAAUCCCCUGUUUCUCUAUCUACUGGUGUUACCUACGACCGCACCAGCAUCCAAACUUGGCUUGAUGGCGGCAACAUAACCUGUCCCGCUACCAUGCAGUCUCUCUCGUCUCCUUCCUUUGUUCCUAAUCUCACUCUCCACCGCCUCAUCCAUCUCUGGUCUCUCUCUCAGUCUCCUCCUUCUCCUCGCCUUUUUCUCUCCGUCGAUAAUAUUCACGACCUCACCCUCUCUCUCCAGAAGAUCUUCGAUCGGGCGACGAAGUCGAAGGAUGAUCUUAGAGUUUUGGAGAAAUCGGAAGCAUUUUUGGAUUCAAUUGUGAAAUUGAUGGUGAAAUCUGAUGAGAAAAUUGAGAAUCUGGAGUUGAUUUUCUUGAUUUUGAACCUAUGCAAUGGUGAGAAGAUUCACAAAUUGAUCGAUUCCAGCUGUUACAGUAAAAUUGUCUCUGUAUUGCGAAACGGAAGCGUCGCAUCGAAGAUCGCAGCGGCGAGAAUUGUUUCGAAAAUCGCCAUUGAUAAAGGAACGAAAAGCUCGUUAAUGGAGACAGCGAAUUUGAUCGUUGAGCUCAACAAUUUGGUAAAAUCUGGUUCAGAUUCAUCGAUUAAAGCUGGAUUAUCGGCGUUAAUUGCAGUUGCAAACUCAAAAGCGACGAAAAUGGAAAUUGUAAGGUUAGGUAUGGUACGAAGAGUAGCAGAGGUCCUCUGUGACUCAGGAAGAACAGAUAUCUUGGUGAUCCAAAAAUCAAUGGAGAUGCUAGAGGUGAUGGCCAUGUGUACGGAGGGGAGAAAGGCGAUUUGCGAGGAGGAAAAAUGUGUGGUGGAGAUUGUUAAGAAGCUGAUGAAAGUAUCGCCGACCGCUACCGAGCAUGGUGUUACGGUGCUCUGGAGUGUAUGUUAUCUUUUUAGGGAUGAGAAAGUGAAGGAAAUAUUGGGGAAAAGUAAUGGUUUAGGUAAGUGUUUGCUAUUGCUUCAAAGUGAUUGUAAGCCUAUUGUGAAGCAAAUGUGUGGUGAUUUGGUGAAGGUUUUGAGGGUGAAUUACAAGUCUUGUUUAGGUGCUUAUGAUACCAAAACUACUCAUAUCAUGCCUUAUUGAAAGAUGUAAUAACAUUUAAAACCCAAAAUGAUAAUGAAAGAUUAGAAAAUUUUAGUGUAGGAUUUGGAGAUAGGAUAGUGUUAGAUAAUUGAAAUUGAAGUUUCAUGGAAAAAAAAAUGUAUCAAUAUAGAUUCAUGGAUUUCAUUGUUUUAUUGGGGAACGUUGUAAAUUUGAUACACAUCAAUGAUACCUGGAUUAAGAAAUUGAUCCCAUGAUUUUGAAUUA
This is a messenger RNA of Spinacia oleracea (spinach), 1488 nucleotides long. Its product is annotated as U-box domain-containing protein 29. Gene Ontology annotation, molecular function: ubiquitin protein ligase activity. The record is from RefSeq and is a predicted model, not a curated record. The transcript has a single exon. Bases 100 to 1263 code for a protein of 387 amino acids. Lineage: Eukaryota; Viridiplantae; Streptophyta; Magnoliopsida; Caryophyllales; Amaranthaceae. Gene Ontology annotation, biological process: protein ubiquitination.